AUGAACUUUGACGCCCGGUUCCGAGACGACUCGGACGAGACAAUAUACCUGCAUCACAUUGAUGAACAAGCCGGUUCCCUCCGCGUCCAAGUUCUCGGCCAGGGUCUCACCCAAACCUUUCUACAUGACUAUUCAAAAGAGAACAGAGGGAACAAGUACGGACUGGUCAAGAAAACCACUGGGUUUCUGGCUGCCGUGAGCGCCGGACACAAGCGCGUGAUCCUCGCCUGGGCCGAGAGCGGGCACGGCCUGGGCUGCCACGGAGACUCGCUCGUGGCUCGUGGCGACGUGCUCGGCAACGCCAGAUGGACGUCCAAGGCGCUCGCGCUAGCAGAGAUCCUCCAAAUCAGCCUCGCGACGCCCUUUGGGAAGCCGACGCCGCAUGGACAGCGAAGCAAGACCUUUCAGGCGUCCCACGUCGAGGUCAAGCUGGCCACCUUUGCCGCGACGCUGCUCCUCCAGCUCCGGACGCAGGCGGGGGGGCACGCCGCCGAGGAUGGCCUCCUGAGCCGCGACAAUCUGAUCGAGCUGCGGAGCAGCCGAUGGAGUGGCGGCGGCGGCGGCGCCCUUCACUUUGAAGUCCACGUGUCGCGGAAGCGCUGCAGCCGCUGCAGCGCGUUCGUGACGAGGCUCCAGGAGCUGACGGGCGUCCGCCUGGACAUCAGAUGGGGCACACGCGUCGUGCCCAUUGCGUAUCAUCAGCAGCAGUUAAAGGCCGCUGAAAAGAAGAGCCUGGCCCGCGCCGGGGAGGGUGCGCGCAGCGAGCCACGCCCGACGACCGCGCUGCAAACCUACGAGAAGGACGGUGUGAUCCAUUACAUCCCGCCCGACGAAAGGUCGGGAAAACUCGCGCAACAGGCACGGGUCAGCGCGCUGGCUCGCUUCUCGCUGCAUCACUUGUCCAACGUCGACAAGCCGCUGCCGGCAACCCCGGUUAUCGAGGCGCCAGACUUUGCCGACUUGUCGGAUACAGAACACGUGGAUACGGAGGCCACGUCGGCGCAGUCAUGCGAUAGCUUUCCUUUUCCUAUGGUGGGACUGGAGUAG
Messenger RNA from Cordyceps militaris CM01, 1047 nucleotides. RefSeq lists its product as uncharacterized. The transcript has a single exon. The record is from RefSeq and is a predicted model, not a curated record. Bases 1 to 1047 code for a protein of 348 amino acids. Lineage: Eukaryota; Fungi; Ascomycota; Sordariomycetes; Hypocreales; Cordycipitaceae.